Silurus meridionalis is the source of this 1123-nucleotide messenger RNA. Its product is annotated as keratin-associated protein 4-4-like. NCBI's taxonomy places the organism in Eukaryota, Metazoa, Chordata, Actinopteri, Siluriformes, Siluridae. The transcript has 4 exons. Bases 467 to 1123 code for a protein of 218 amino acids. The record is from RefSeq and is a predicted model, not a curated record.
AAUUAGCAGGAAAGUCGCGCUCCGUAAAAUAGAACCUUUAUUAUAUAUAAAAAUGUAUUUAAUAGAAAAAAAUCACAGAUGUGCAUUACAGGAGGCGUGUGCACAUUACACCGCUGAGCUGCAGCUGAGUGGCAGUGAGAAAGCUGCACAUACACGCUAACUACACGCUAACUACAUUUAAUAACAAAAACUCAUCACAGGACUAUAAGACAUGGAGAGGAGGGGGGGGGGUAGAUGAAGAGCACCUGGAGGAGAUGAUAAUGAGUUUACAAGUUCAUUAAUUUAGUAGUUAACGAGGUGAUUUCAGCUUCAGUUUAAUAUCAAUCAGAGAAGAAGAGAGAAGAAAAAGACAGAGAGAGAGAGAGAGAGAGAGAGAGAGAGAGAGAGAGAGAGAGUUAAAGCAGAGCUUCUGAUUAGUUGGUAUUGUGGAUGGUGGCAGGUAACGUGAAAAGGGAGCAACAGUGUGAUGAUGGUCAGUGUGUGGAUCCUCAGUGUGGCGAAGGUCAGUGUGAUGGUCAGUGAGUGGAUCCUCAGUGUGGUAAAGGUCAGUGUGAUGGUCAGUGUGGAUCCUCAGUGUGGUGAAGGUCAGUGUGUGGAUCCUCAGUGUGGUGAAGGUCAGUGUGAUGGUCAGUGUGUGGAUCCUCAGUGUGGUGAAGGUCAGUGUGAUGGUCAGUGUGUGGAUCCUCAGUGUGGUGAAGGUCAGUGUGAGGAUCCUCAGUGUGUGGAUCCUCAGUGUGGUGAAGGUCAGUGUGAGGAUCCUCAGUGUGGUGAAGGUCAGUGUGAUGGUCAGUGUGUGGAUCCUCAGUGUGGUGAAGGUCAGUGUGUGGAUCCUCAGUGUGGUGAAGGUCAGUGUGUGGAUCCUCAUUGUGAAGAUCCUCAGUGUGGUGAAGGUCAGUGUGAGGAUCCUCAGUGUGUGGAUCCUCAGUGUGGUGAAGGUCAGUGUGUGGAUCCUCAGUGUGGUGAAGGUCAGUGUGAUGGUCAGUGUGUGGAUCCUCAGUGUGGUGAAGGUCAGUGUGUGGAUCCUCAGUGUGGUGAAGGUCAGUGUGUGGAUCCUCAUUGUGAAGAUCCUCAGUGUGGUGAAGGUCAGUGUGAGGAUCCUCAGUGUGGAUCCUCAGUGUGGUGA